This is a messenger RNA of Aspergillus eucalypticola CBS 122712, 2017 nucleotides long. Its product is annotated as ubiquitin-specific protease UBP6. The record is from RefSeq and is a predicted model, not a curated record. The transcript is spliced from 3 exons. Lineage: Eukaryota; Fungi; Ascomycota; Eurotiomycetes; Eurotiales; Aspergillaceae. Bases 79 to 1803 code for a protein of 574 amino acids. Gene Ontology annotation, molecular function: protein binding; proteasome binding; cysteine-type deubiquitinase activity. Gene Ontology annotation, biological process: proteasome-mediated ubiquitin-dependent protein catabolic process; regulation of proteasomal protein catabolic process; protein deubiquitination.
UUACGCAACUGCAUCCUACCGCCAGACCUCGGAGGAGGUAUCAUUCGCAUCCAAUAUAGACCCUUGAAUCAAGUCACAAUGGCUUCUAUACCUGUUGUUGUAAAGCACCAGGGCAAACGCUACGAGGUGGAGCUCGACCCUUCCCUGAACGGCGAAACGCUCAAAUACCAGCUAUUUUCUCUCACUGGCGUCGAACCCGAGCGGCAGAAGCUCCUAGUCAAGGGUGGCCAGCUCAAAGAUGACACACCAUUGUCCUCCCUCAACGCCAAACCCGGCCAAACGUUCAUGAUGAUGGGCACUCCGUCGGGCGGUCAAGGUGCUGGGGACUUGGGUAGACCAAAGGAAGUCGUCAAGUUUUUGGAGGACAUGACUGAAGCUGAAGCUGCGAGAGCGGAGGGUGCAACGCCUGCAGGUCUGCAGAACCUUGGAAAUACUUGCUACCUGAAUUCAACGCUACAGACACUGCGGAGCGUUCCCGAACUUCAGGAUGCGCUACUCAAGUACCGACCUUCUGGCGGCUCUUCUGGAGGCUCUAGCCUUUCGAACCUUAGUAGUCUCGGUCUUGGCGGCUUGGGUGCUUCCAUGGAUCUCACGUCCUCUUUGCGAGACCUCUUCAAGCAAAUGUCGGAGACGCAAGAAGGUUUCCCGCCGCUCAUGUUUCUCAAUGCUCUGCGAAAUGCUUUCCCCCAAUUUGCUCAAAGGGAUCGCAAUGGACAUGGCUAUGCCCAACAGGAUGCCGAAGAGGCCUGGUCACAAAUCGUUAGUCAGUUGCGUAACAAGCUGGUCGUGAAGGAGGGUGAAGGUGACUCUGCCGCUGAGGUUUCGUUCGUGGACAAGUACAUGGCUGGAGGGUUUGAGUCCACCACCGAAUGCGACGAGGAGGCCGCAAAGGAGGCUGGCGAAGUAGCUACUAACAGCUCCGACGUUUUCUACAAGCUUGAUUGUCAUAUCGGUAAAGAGACCAACCAUUUGCAUGACGGUAUUAUGGCUGGUCUCGAAGAGAAGAUUGAGAAGCGCUCCUCUGUUCUCGACCGCGAUGCCGUAUAUACCAAGCGUUCACGCAUUGCGCGCUUGCCCAAGUACCUGACGGUUCAUUUCGUUCGGUUCUUCUGGAAGCGCGAAACACAGAAGAAGGCCAAGAUUAUGCGAAAGGUCACAUUCCCCGCUGAACUUGAUGCGGUGGAUUUCUGCACCGAAGAACUGAAGAAACAGCUCAUUCCCGUGAGAGACAAGGUUCGUGAGAUUCGGAAGGAAGAGGUGGAUGUCGAGCGUGCCCGCAAGCGUCAAAAGCUCGCUCACCGGAAAGAGGAGGAAGAAAAGAAAGAGGCCGAAUCUGGGUCAAGCAUGGAGCCGAUGCAGAAGAAAAAAGCUGCUGAAGAGCGCAAGGAAGAACCUAAGGCUGCGGAGAACGACGGAGAUGCAGCCAUGACCGAUGUGUUCAAGUCCGAUGCAGAUUACGAAGCUGAAAAGACCGCCUCAAUUCUUGCCGCCAAGAAAGAAUUGUCUGAGCUCAUUGAUCCGAGUCUUGCCUCAGACAGUGGUGUGAACAAGACGGGUCUUUACGAACUACGUGGUGUGAUCACCCACCAGGGCGCAAGUGCGGACAGCGGACAUUACACUGCGUACGUGAAAAAGCAGCCCAGCGGUGAUGGCGCAAGCACCGAAGACAAGUGGUGGUGGUUCAAUGAUGAGAAGGUUACCGAAGUGGAAGGGGAGAAGAUUGAGACUCUUGCUGGUGGUGGUGAAUCCCAUUCCGCACUUAUUCUCCUCUACCGGGCGGUUGAGGUGCCGACGACAAAUUAAGCAGGGCCCUCACUUUAUCUCACGAGUAUCAGGCUAGAAACGGUAUGCAUAGAUAAUGAGCUUAUGGCUGAAUGUUAGGAAAAUGUGUUUCUGCUAAACAAAGUACUGCAAAGAUGGUUUUGAGUCAAUCAGUAUGAUAACCUGCCUUGUAGCUAGCACUAGCUGUAGAUUGUAUCUAGACAACAGCGUAUCUUCCAAUCACGUGAUAAUGCAG